This is a messenger RNA of Anopheles bellator, 5465 nucleotides long. RefSeq lists its product as uncharacterized. The transcript has 6 exons. Bases 200 to 4522 code for a protein of 1440 amino acids. Gene Ontology annotation, molecular function: protein binding; ADP binding. Lineage: Eukaryota; Metazoa; Arthropoda; Insecta; Diptera; Culicidae. The record is from RefSeq and is a predicted model, not a curated record.
UAAUGUUUGGAAAAGUAUAGUAAAAGCGAAAACACAUCUUUAGUCAAUUGUCGGCCCCGGAUCGAGCUCCGAUAGUGGUGCCGGAUCAACAAUAACGCUACAACAACGCUGCCUAUGGUUUGCGUGGAAGGAGAUUUCCGCCAUCCGAUUAAUCGACUGCCCAAGCACACUGCCAACCGGUAACGAGCUUUAAAUCACGAUGAAUGAUCUCCUGUGCCUACAGACGCUGCGCCCGCAGCUGGCCGAUCUCGACUUUUACGACGUGGAGCAGGAGAUGAUGGACCACCGCGUGCUCAGCGCCAAAGAGUGCGAGGACAUUCGGCACGAGCAGAGCGACAGCUUCCGGCUGGAUCUGAUGUUCAUUCUGCUCGAGUACAAGCAGACGCACGAUCCGCAGAUAGUGGCGCGGUUCAUGGACGCGCUCCGCCGGUACUACGACUGGAUCGUGGAGCUGUGGGAGAAGACGCGCAACAAGGACAAUCUGGAGUACAAGCGGUACCUCUCGUACCGGAACGAAACGUGCAUCCCGUCGCACGACUCGAUCAGCGUGUACCGGAAGGACCAGCGGUGGAUCAUACACAAGCACCUGAUGUCGCUGCGGCACGGUGCGUCCGAGCAGCGGUACCUCUUCAUCAUCGGCAAAAUCGGCACGGGCAAGCAGACGCUGGUGAGCCAGGCGUGCGAGGACUACACGAUCGUGAAGCAGAUGAACUACAGCAUCUUCUACCUCGACCUGGCGUACUGCACCACGCAGGAAGCGGUGUUGGAGAUGCUGGAGAAGCUGUCGGUUCAGUUCGGGGACGCGGACAAGCAGGACGACCGGGGCAUUAACUACAGCUAUCCGUCGAACAAGAUCGACUACUGGAAGCGCACGUUUGUGCGGAAGUUCGACAAAAAGUUCGCCGAAGGGUUGCUGGUGCUGGCGCACGUGCGUGACCCGAAACUGAUCCGGGACUUUGACUUCAAGUGCAAAACGGUCGUCAUCUCGAGCAACAACGACGUGGUGCAGACGGUCAGCGAAUCGGAGCGGUUCGUCGUCGAGCUGCCGAAGGGCUUCACCGAGACGGAAAGCCUGGAGCUGUUCGCGCGGGUGCUGAAGAAGAAGAUGGCGAUGCUGCCGAACAAGGCGCACAUCAUCCACCACGACUGCCAGGGCAACCCGUUUCUGGUCAACCUGAUCGCGCUGCGCAUGAGCGAGGAGAGCCGGUGCGAGGUACCGAUCGACUGGGAGCAGCACGUCGAGAACGUCAAGUUCUUCAAGUACGAAAAGUCGAAAAAGAUCGCCAGCACGAUCGCCAGCACGCUCAGCCAGUUCAGCGAGGAGGAACAGCAGUGCUUCCGGGAUCUGGUCAUCUUCCGGGACAAUGUUCCGCUGUCGUUGCGUGUGCUGGAGAUGUACUGGCAGAAGGACAAGGAAACCACCGAGAGUAUCGUGUCGAAGCUGGAGCGCCGCGGACUGCUGGAGAAGCGCGUUUGUAAGAAUAAGUUGUUUUAUAUGAUGCAAUACAUUUGUUAUAACGAGAUCAAACACCCACCGAACGCGGACAUAUUAAACCUUCAUCGCCGUCUGCUAGAGAGCUAUAGCAUUCGCGAAAAGUUGGCCCACCGUCGGGAGCUGGAGUUGAUCAACGAGUUCCCGAACGAUGACUACUUCCACUUCUACAUCGGGUACCACAUCGACGAGGCCCGGGAGUACGAUCUGUUCGAGCAACUGUACCAGGACUUCGGGUUCCUGGAGCAGAAGUUGCGCAUUGCCGGGCUGGCCAACACGGUGGGUGAUCUGCGCAAGUAUCAGGAUCACAUUUUCCCCCAGCUGGAGGACAAGGACUCGCUGAUUGACACGUUGAUCGACUUCCUGACGGGGGGCGAGUGUCUGCUGUCGGACGACGCACGGUUGUUGCAGCGGGCGCUCAACUUCCCGGGCGAGAUCGCACUGAUGGCCGAGCGCCAGGUGGAGAAGUUCCGAAACCGCGUCUGGUUCCGUGAUGUGGCCCACUGUUUGCAGACGUCGGUGGUGAAGCUGUGCAACCGUCCGUUGAAGGUGCGAUUCCUGGACUCGGACCACGUGUUUGUGUCGCUGGCCAACAAUGACAUUCAGCUGGUCAACCUGUCCGUGUUCUACAACAUACCACCGGUCACGUUUAAGGGCUGCGACGGUGAUCAGAUCGUCGACAUACAGAAGAUCAACCACUUUCUGGUGGCUCUGAACAGGCGCGGAACGAUCAAGGUGUGGUCGACCAAGAACGUGCCCGACAGUCCGGACUAUCGCCAGCCGAACGGGAUUUCGCGCGAAGCCGAAAUGACGCUCAAGGCGGCGAGCGGAUUCAGCAGCUUCUGCGUACUGCGGCAGGACAACCACACGGAACUGAUCGCGAUCAGCGAAGACGGUGUGCUCUGUGUGUACAAGGUGUACACGUCGGUGUUUCGCACGGACAAGGCCGACAUCAAGUAUCCGACCCAGAUCCGGAGUGCCUACUGCUUGCUGCCGCUGAAGGAGACCAGCGGUCGGGCGAGUGGGGCUGUGCGCCGUUGCCUGUUUCUCGCGAUCGAUAACGGCGUACCGGUGGGCCUUAUCUUCAACAUGAUGUCCACGAGCGUGGAGGCGAAGUUUGAAGAACCGCGGGUCCUCACCGUCCACCAGCUCGGCGAUCAGCUGCUGUUCGUGAACACACACAAGAUUCGAUUGCGCUCGAUGAAACCGACGAUCAUGGCACCGAUCGUGGUGCACUAUAACCACAACGGGGACAACACGUGCAGCGUGCUGACGGAGGAUUUGCGCUACGUGGUGCUUGGGACGGAGCGUGGCAUCUCCAUCAUCGACAUUGGCCAGCAGACGGAGAUCCGUCGUAUGAACAUUAGCCACUCGAUCAUCGAUCUCGACGUGCUCCUGAUGGACUCGAGCAUGCUGCACGUGCUGCUCGUGUCGACGGCAAAAGACGGUGGGAAUGCGAUGAACCUCUACAGCAUCUCGCUGGCCUCGGGUAAUCAGGUCGUGAGCAGCCAGUACCACCUCGAGGGUACCACCGUGUUUCACGCCAACCUCGACGAUGGCGCUGGCGAAGCGUCCGUCCAGCUAAACACGAUCGAUCGCCACUGUACCCUUCAGCAGAUGCAACUGCCCGACACUGACACCGAGGUGGGCACCAGUGGCCACGAGCUUUCGUUCCAGAACGGGAAUGUCAACGCACCGGUCACGCAGCUACUCAAGGCCCAGUCCGCGUACUACUUGGGGCUGGAAAACGGCAAGCUUUUGAGGCUGUCCUCGUGGCGCAGUGACUCCGAGGUGGAAGAAUUGGCCUCUCUGGAGACGAAGGUGGAGUACCUCGAGUGUUUUCGGUGCGUUUCGGAGCUGGGGACGGUAUCGGAGGUUGUGGUUGUAAGUGGAAAGUCCCGCUGCCAGGUGUUUGUCGAUGAGCGCGUGCAGCUUGAGCUUACCGAUACGAUACGCCACUGCUAUCUGCUGUACGAUCGGUUCCUACUGCUGAUCGGUGAUCGCUGCUCCAUUCAGAUUUAUGACAUGGAAAUGCAGAAACUAGAGUUAGUACAAAAGGAGAUCGAACGAUCGUACGGGGCUUCCGCGUACCAUCAGUCAGUCCGCUCGUCCGCCCUCAUCCUCUGCACGGCGGACGGUAUCGUGUACCACCUGGGGCUUCCGCAGGCGGCCAUUGAAACGUCCGAUCUGGCACCAUUCGACGAGCUGCUGACCAUCAAACCGAGCGCAGGUCGGCGUCACAACGAAGUGAUCUGCAGCUGUACCGUAUCUUCGGAUGCGGAGUUCCUUGCCGUCGGUUGCCACGAUGGGCGCAUUGUGGUACACCUGUUGGAGUUGAACCGGCAGCUGACGGUCCUGGAGUCGCACACCUUCCCGGUGACCGCGCUGUACUUUAGCAACUGGGCCGAACCCGGCGCCCCGCAUAUACUGGCCAGCGUCGGGGAGCAGAUCGUGUUCUGGAGCGUCGACUACGUGUACAACAAUCAGCCCCGCAAGAGCACCUCGGCGGCGCGGCUUUCGGGGCGCUUUUCGGCCCGCAAAGUCCUCCCAAACAGCAGCGGUGGCGGUGGUGAUUGCAUGUCGCCGGGUGCCAUCGACAUUGGCCGUCGCUCGACCGGUAGCAACCAUUCCGGAUAUUCGACGCCGCUCUACGGCAGCCCGGGACAGCGCAGCUUCGUCUUCGGCGAUCGGUUCGAGGAGUCGGCCCCCUGGUGUGACAAGCGUGGAUCAUCCGACAAACCGCACCUGCUGUCGUGCAUCAAGCUGGUGGGGCGCUCGAGGCGCCUGAUAGUGAACCGGGACUUUAGCAAAUUUCUUACGAUGGACGACGAAGGUUACGUCCACUAUUUGCGCUUCUAUCGACCACAUUCCUCUCUGACCCGGCAACUGAUGCCACCGCCGAUGGCAACGCCUCCGCCACCGUUGGUCACCGUGGCCACGAGCCCACCGGCUUUUGGCUACAAUCGGUGGAGUGGAACAAGUAGUAGCACCGCUGGGUGUGUCACUACCACGAACGGUGCCCAUGCAUGAUGGUUAGUCGCAAGCGAACGUACGUUGCGGGUCACCGUCUUCUACCUUUUACUAUACGUCUUCUACAACAACCUGCUGUAGGGACGCGACUGUACGCGGUCGCAGGAUGGAAGAGUGGCCCCUAUUAUACCAACUAUAGCAGCGAUCGACUAAGAAAGCGAUGAUCCCUCGGUGGUCCCCCUACGAACCGGCGGAUUCGUUCGCUUGCGAGAGUUUUCACGAGAGUUAGACACAGCCUACGAAUGGGUGAUUUCUCUUUAGUUGGGGUUCUUCGGUAGUCGAUAAGAUUGUUCGCGACGGUUCAAGCGCGAUUGUAGAUAAAAUCGGUAACACAAGAAACGAUGUGUGAUAAGGAGUGGUAACUCAAUUUUAUACACUUUAUAGAAGUUUAACCGCAAAGUGCUCUCUUACCUAUACGCGGGCACAGCAACUAUAUUUUAGGCCAUCCUUACUCGAAUCGGGGUCUCUUUGCUCCCCGGAGCCGAGUCGGGUGAGCAAAAAAACGCCAUUAGACAGUAGUAGCGAAUCAUUGGCAAUCAAUCGUGACACACGCCGGACCAGUGGACCCGGCAAUCAAGGUGCUGCCUUCGGGUGCUGGACAGAUAGGUGUUCUUUUCUCUUCAUUGCGCUACGCUGCGGCACGUUUCUAAGAGGUUUCUUAAUGCAUUUUAUCGUACAAACGCGAGCGGAACGGACAGAAGAUUGCACAGAGAUUUAUUGUAGUCUAAUUUUGCUCAAGUAGUAUCGCUUGUAGUGACCGGAAUAGAGCUGUGCUUCUUACGUACGUUUAGAUGUCUUUUUAAUGAUUCAUAUUUGAAGGUGCUCCCCGCUAAGGCUGCCGACCGUUUCUGGCGGCCGACAUUCCCUCAUUGUAAAUAUUAUGCUCCGUUUUCGUGACAUGGUAGCGAACAAAAGGGGCCCCUUCCGCGGCCCUUCCCAUUUC